AUGUUGAAACAAAUGAUUAUAAAAGAUAAAGUUCAGAGAAAUUUACUUAAAGAUUCGAGGUAUGAAGAUGAAAAAUUUUUUGUAAACCCUCAUGAUGGUGAUAAAGCAAAUGUAUUACAAGAAACUCGUGUAUUUUCAAGCUAUCCUUUAAAUAUCCAAAAAUGUUUAAAUAUAUUAACAAAAAUAUUAUACCUAAUUAAUAAAAAUGAAGCAAGCUUAACAUCACAAGAAUGUACUGAAAUUUUUUUUAGCAUUACAAAAUUAUUUCAAUCAAAUAAUGAAAGAUUAAGAAGGAUGGUAUAUCUAGUUAUUAAAAGUUUACCUGUUAGUGAAAAAGAAGUUUUUAUAGUUACAAGCUCAUUAACAAAGGAUAUGAAUUCUUCAAAUGAUUGUUAUAGAGCUAAUGCUAUUCGAGUUUUAAGUCAAACUAUUGAUUCAUUAUUAGCUGCACAAAUAGAAAGAUAUUUAAAAACAGCCAUUGUUGAUAAAAACCCAUUUGUUUCUUCAUCUGCUUUAUUAUGUGGUUUAAAUCUAUUUAUAAACACAUCUAGUGAUAUUGUAAAAAGAUGGAUUAACGAAGUUAGUGAAUGUAUAAACAGUAAACAUCCUAUGAUUCAAUUCCAUGCUUUAACAUUAUUAUGUUCCAUUAAAUAUAAUGAUAAAUUAGCUUUAGAAAAAAUUAUAAGUUCAUAUGGUAAACGCUCAUCAAACUUAACAGGUUCUUUAGCUAACUGCUUACUUAUCAAAUAUGCAGCACAUCUAAUAUAUCAUACACAAAUUGGAGGAGAUAUGUUAAAUGCAAAUAAUAAUUCCGUUCCUUACAAUAAUACUACACCAAAUAUUAACAACACAAAUAAUCAAACUAUACAUCCAACUACUAAAGUUUGUUUUGAUUUUCUUAAGUUAUGUUUAAAAAGUAAAGAUACAGUUGUUUUAUAUGAAGCUGUUAAAUCGAUUGUCGAAUUAGCUACCUAUGAUUUAGAAGGUCGUAAUACUACCACAAUUUUUAAUGUUGAAAUAUUAACAGAUUGCUUAAAAGUUUGUAAACUUUUCUUAUUGUCAACAAAAACAAUUGAAAAGUUUUGUAUAAUUAGAAAGAUAAAUAAAUUAUCACAUUAUAGACCUAUGAUUAUUUCAAAGUUAAAUGAAGAUAUAGAAACAUUGCUAACUGAUGAGAAUAAAAAUAUUUGUGUUUUAGCUUUUACUACUUUAUUAAAAACAGGAAGUGAACAAAAUAUUGAUGAGUUACUAAAUCAAAUUAAUACUUAUAUGAAUAGUGAUAAUAAUAGUUCAUUUAAAAUUCAAAUAAUACAAGAAGUAAAAAAUUUAUGUUUUAUAUAUCCAAAUAAAUCAAAAGUUAUCUUAAACUUUUUAUCAAAUAAUUUAAGAGAUGACGAAUCAUAUAAAUUUAAAUCAACUAUUAUAGAUACUAUCAUACUUAUAAUUACACAAAUACCUAAUUCAGAAGAAAAUGCCAUUUUACAAUUAUGUGAGUUUAUAGAAGAUUGUGAAUAUAAUUCUUUACUUUUACGAGUUAUAAGAUUUUUAUUAUUACAUAUACCUAAAACUAAAAAACCUUCAAAAUAUAUUAGAUAUAUUUAUAAUAGAUUAAUAUUAGAAAGCUCUACUAUACGAGCAGAUGGUAUGUAUGCUCUAUUUUACAUUGCUCUAAAAUGCCAAAAUAAUUCAAAAGAUAUUUUAUUCUUACUUAAGUGCUUACUAAUAGAUAGUGAUGAUGAGGUAAGGGACAGAACCAAUCUCUUUUAUCACAUGCUCAAGGAAAAAAUACAAAAACUCGAUGAGGAAGUUGGAAAAGUAGAAAAUGAACAGAAUGAGGAAGUAAAGAACAAACAAGAUCCCCUUGUAAAUCAAAUUAUUUUUGAUAACAACUACAUAGAUGUAGAAAAAAUAAUUGCUGGCAUUUCAACCCAUAUGCAAAAUCAUUUAGAGUCCGAAUUUGAUCAUGAACAAAUUAAAGAUGACGUAUUAUAUACAACCGAAUUAAGUAGAGAAGGAUUAGGGUCAUCCCAAAAUAUUUAUUUAAAAAAAAAAUCAUCCUAUUUUGAAAUGCAAAAUAAUGCAUCUAAUAUCCCCAAAUUUGUUGAACAUCUAACAGAUCAAUCAUAUAUCGAAAAUGUGUCACCACUUGUAGAAAAAUAUAAUAUGGGUUCAUUAAAAUUAAUAACAAAACAUACACCUUUAACAGAAACAGAAGCAGAAUAUACAGUUUUUGUAAAAAAAUACAUCUAUUUAAAUUAUAUUGUUCUUGGAUUUACUAUUAAUAAUACACUAAAUGAUCAAAUAUUAUCUGAUGUUAAUUUACAAAUUAAUUCUUAUGAAAAAAAAUGGACUAUCCUUGAAAAAACUACAAUAAAAAAUAUAUACUAUAAUCAACCACAAAAUCUAUAUAUUCUACUUAAAAAAAAUAUUCCCUUCAAUAUUUCACUUGAUUCUAAUGAUUCUACAUCAGAACCAAACAAUAAUAGCCAAACACAACCUGACCAAAUUCCACAAACAGAUGAAAAUGACGGAUUUGAUGUUAGUCAAUCAUUUCAAUGCUCCUUACAUUUCUAUGUUAAAGAAAAUGAAAUGGAUGAUGGAUACCCAGAUUCAUAUUCUAUUAAUAAUAUGAACAUCCAAAUAACUGAUUUUAUAAAUGCAUGUAUUUUAAGAAAUUCUGAAUUUAAAUUAUUAUGGGAUAAUAUGAGUCAAUAUAAUUCGGAAUGUACAAGUAAAUUUAGUUUAAACUUUGAAAACAUACAAGCAGCUGUUACAGGAUUAUUAAAUAAUUUAAAUAUGUCUCCUUGUGAUAAUACUAAUAUUGUAGAUCCAAAUUCAAAUACUCAUAAUAUGUUAUUAUAUGCUAGAUUUUUAAAUCAAACUAAUGUUUUAUGUAUGACAUCAUUAAUAAUUUCACAACAAUAUGGCUGCCUUUUGAAAAUUAUUUCAAGAUCUACAAAUAAACAUCUCUCAGAAUAUUUAAUAAAAUCGCUUGAAUAA
Molecule: messenger RNA, 3000 nt
Organism: Plasmodium vinckei vinckei
Lineage: Eukaryota; Apicomplexa; Aconoidasida; Haemosporida; Plasmodiidae
Product: coatomer subunit gamma, putative
Exons: 1
Coding region: 1-3000 (999 amino acids)
Biological process (GO): protein secretion; endoplasmic reticulum to Golgi vesicle-mediated transport; intra-Golgi vesicle-mediated transport
Cellular component (GO): endoplasmic reticulum; COPI vesicle coat; Golgi membrane
Molecular function (GO): structural molecule activity
Source: RefSeq, a predicted model, not a curated record